Messenger RNA from Symbiodinium sp. CCMP2592, 1233 nucleotides. Lineage: Eukaryota; Dinophyceae; Suessiales; Symbiodiniaceae. The record is from the annotation of a GenBank genome assembly.
AUGGCACCCAACUGGAAUGCCACACUGACAUGUACUCCUUGUCCUUUGAAGUCUCCUGGACCCGGCCUCGAAGUGGCGGCAGCACCUUCGGAGAAGGAACGCGUCAGCGCUCUCGAGGCAUUGGCCUCUAAAUUUCCACUGGUGCCAGGACAAAAAAAUCUGGAGCAGUCUCUGGCACUGCUCCAGACGAAUCGCCACGUUGGCGAGAAGAUCUUCCUCGGCAUCACCAGCACGACACCCACAGCCGCGACCAACAAGGGCCUUUUGCAGACAAACCUCCAGACGGUCUUGGCCAAGAUCUCGGCCGGCUUCAUAAUUAGUCGGGGCAGUCUGCGAGCUCCCGGAGAGCAGGACGAUGUGCCGUGGAAGGGUGUCGAAGCAGCAGUGGUUCGAUCUAGUCAAGCCAACACCGGCGCUCGAGCGGCAGCAGGAACCAGGCCAUUGAUCGAGGUGUGGAAGCUGCACUAUAUGCCUUCACACUCACAAGAGGACGCUCAAGUGCUGCUUCUCUUGCAGCGAGCAGCGGAAAUGGACGAGCUGCUAGAUCAGGGAGACAUGGCCUUCAAUGUGACCUUUAAGUCUCACUGGCUGUGCCACGGAAUCUUGGAAAGACCAGUGGAAGAGGCUCCUCGCUUGCUCCGCGAGCAACAAGGACCCGGCCUCGAAGUGGCGGCAGCACCUUCGGAGAAGGAACGCGUCAGCGCUCUCGAGGCAUUGGCCUCUAAAUUUCCACUGGUGCCAGGACAAAAAAAUCUGGAGCAGUCUCUGGCACUGCUCCAGACGAAUCGCCACGUUGGCGAGAAGAUCUUCCUCGGCAUCACCAGCACGACACCCACAGCCGCGACCAACAAGGGCCUUUUGCAGACAAACCUCCAGACGGUCUUGGCCAAGAUCUCGGCCGGCUUCAUAAUUAGUCGGGGCAGUCUGCGAGCUCCCGGAGAGCAGGACGAUGUGCCGUGGAAGGGUGUCGAAGCAGCAGAGCCAUUCUUGGCAUUCCCUGCCAUGAAGGCCAAGGCCGCCGAAGUUAAACACUGCCUCAGGCCAUUGAUCGAGGUGUGGAAGCUGCACUAUAUGCCUUCACACUCACAAGAGGACGCUCAAGUGCUGCUUCUCUUGCAGCGAGCAGCGGAAAUGGACGAGCUGCUAGAUCAGGAUCCCACCCAAGCCGUGCUCCUUGACCGAGACACCCUGCUCCUCGGUUUCGAGUACUUCACUUUGAUGGGUGUUUCAUGA